Brassica oleracea var. oleracea is the source of this 950-nucleotide messenger RNA. RefSeq names its product ethylene-responsive transcription factor ERF105. Bases 96 to 758 code for a protein of 220 amino acids. Gene Ontology annotation, biological process: regulation of DNA-templated transcription; ethylene-activated signaling pathway. The transcript has a single exon. Gene Ontology annotation, molecular function: DNA-binding transcription factor activity; DNA binding. The record is from RefSeq and is a predicted model, not a curated record. Lineage: Eukaryota; Viridiplantae; Streptophyta; Magnoliopsida; Brassicales; Brassicaceae.
UCACUUCCUUCUUCUAUAUAACCUCCCCAAAUCUCAAAUCCAAAACUCCACAACACAAUCAAAACCAUAAACCAACGACUCCAAGUCUCUAAUAUAUGGCUUCUUCACAAGACCAAUCAGCUUUGGACCUCAUCACUCAACACCUCCUUACCGAUUUCCCUUCCUUAGAGACUUUCGUCUCUAGCAUCCAUCAGAGCACCACCUCCACUCUUAGCCAACGCAAGCCAUCUCUUGCCACCAUUUCAGUUCCUACUACUGCACCGGUGGUUCAAGAGGAUGAUCAUAGGCAUUACAGGGGCGUGAGGCGUAGGCCGUGGGGUAAGUAUGCGGCUGAGAUCAGAGACCCAAACAAGAAAGGCGUUCGUGUCUGGUUAGGUACUUUUGACACGGCCGUGGAGGCUGCAAGAGGUUACGACAGGGCUGCUUUUAAACUAAGAGGAAGCAAAGCCAUUCUUAACUUCCCACUAGAAGCAGGCAAGCACCAGGACUCUGGAGACAACAAGAACAAGAAGACUGUGGCUUUGAAAGCUAAGAGGAAGAGACCAGAAACAGAGGAUGAAAACCAUGAGAGAAACCUGAUCAGUCAUAAAGCUGUGAAAAGGGAAGAGACGGAAGCUCAGGGUGAGGCUUGUCCGUUAACACCAUCAAGUUGGAUGGGGUUUUGGGACGCAGUAGACGGUAUAGGGAUGGGACUAUUCUCUGUGCCUCCUUUAUCUCCUUACCCAUCGCUAGGACAUUCUCAACUCGGAGUUAAGUAAGCUUAUGGAUGUAGGUGACAUCCGCAACUUUGGAUUAUAUAUCAUCGGCAAGCGAACACACAAACAAGACAAUAAUUAUCUUAAGGAUUGUAUUAAAGAUUCCUCACGGAGUGAAUUAGUUUGUAGAUUGGUUGAUUGUAAAUGGUUUGUUAUAUUCAUUCGUUCUUCUCAAUGCAAUUAUCUCUACUCUUC